AUGCCUCCCUUCGCUUGCAAGAGAUGUGGAGGAACAGAGGAUGAUGUACAUGUCUUCAUUACAUGUCCUUAUGCGGCCACUGUCUGGGACUUAGCCCCGAUCCGGUGGAGGCUUGAUAGCUCUACUUCUUCCCUCGUAGAGUUACUAACGCAGGCAGAAAGAAUGUUCUCUCUCCUCCGUGAAAGGAUGGAAGUGGUGCAAAAGGCAAUUAAGGAUGCUAAAGAAUGGCAAGAAGCUCAAUUGUCUCAAGCCAAACCACUCGCUAUUCCCCACCCUCCUUUACGCCACAAUAGCGCUGAUUACAGGUGUGAAGUCUCGGGCCCAACAUGCCAUGUGGAUGCAGCUUGGAGUCCAGUAUCGGAUUCAUGCGGCAUUGGUGGCAUCUUCAGCGGACCUAUUCACCCUUCUCUUCCCAUCAUCCGGUACAACCGGCGUUUUAUCUCAACAACUCUUAUGGCGGAAUGCCUAGCUAUUCGUUAUGCGGUCAUGACGGCUGCCUCGUCAAACAUACGUUCCCUCACUGUGUUCUCAGAUUCUCAAGUCAUUAUCAAGCUCCUGAAGACAAAGGAAUCUCGACCAUUACUCUUUGGGAUUUUGGAUGACAUCUAUCAUUUUAGUAAGGUGUCAGACCGGUUCACGCGCCGUCGUCAUGAAGCACUCGUCGAAGAUCUGAAAAGUAGAAAACUAGAUCUGACCGGUACUUCGAUCCUAAACGCCGACUCAUCUCUUCUCGGGUCGCACGGAAAGCCUCACCGUCUCUCCAACGAACGUCGGGGACCGUCACCGUCGAGCGAACCGCGUCUUCACGAGGGCUCGAGCUGGCUCAGAGAGACAAGCAUAUCGACUAGGGUUGACCGAAGAGGAGAAGAGCAAAGAGAAAAGAAGUAA
Brassica napus (rape) is the source of this 888-nucleotide messenger RNA. RefSeq lists its product as uncharacterized. The record is from RefSeq and is a predicted model, not a curated record. The coding region runs from base 1 to 888 and encodes 295 amino acids. Gene Ontology annotation, molecular function: RNA-DNA hybrid ribonuclease activity; nucleic acid binding. The transcript has 3 exons. Lineage: Eukaryota; Viridiplantae; Streptophyta; Magnoliopsida; Brassicales; Brassicaceae.